UGCAGCGGAUGAAGUUUUGAUUCGAAAGAUCACAACGACUUUCUGCUGUGCGUGGUCAAUGUUGUCGCAAUUUAAUACAAUUCGACACGUAUUAUCACUGCAUAAGAAACAGAUUUAUAUAAUAAAAAAGUAUUUAAAUCUACAUAAAGAUGAAACCCGCUCGUUCAAAAACGCCAGCACGUAAACCAGUUAAUCGACCAAAGGGAUCUAAUAUGUUGUCAAAGGAUCCUGUUCAUGUUUAUUGUCGUUUACGGCCAAUGCAAUCUUCAGCAGAUGUAUCAUGCAUGAAACCGACAUCCAGCAUGACAGUAGUCAUAACACCACCAGAAUCAGCAACCAAUUUCAGGACUAUAAGCAAGGAGAUACAAACAACAUUCAGUCAUAUAUUCACAUCCGAUGUAACACAAAAGGAAAUAUUCAAAACAGUUGCUCUUCCUCUUGUUGAGAACCUCAUUCAGGGAAGGAAUGGUCUUCUAUUCACAUAUGGUGUAACUGGGAGUGGAAAGACAUAUACAAUGACUGGAGAACCACAGGAUGGUGGAAUCAUGCCUCGAUGUUUGGAUGUUAUCUUCAAUACUAUUGCAAAUUAUCAGACAAAAAAAUUUGUUUUUAAGCCAGACAAAUUGAAUGGUUUUGAUGUGCAAAGUGAAGCUGAUGCUAUGCUAGAGAGGCAGCAGGAGCUUCAUACAGGUUUAACACAAAGAGGUGGCAAAUCUGUAAAAUACCGUAAGGUGGACAGUGAUGGAGAUAGCAAUCCAAUGGUAACUCAUGAACGUAAUGAAUCACAAGUUGUGAUGAUUGAUCCAGAUAAUGCAUACUCUGUGUUUGUUACAUAUGUUGAGAUUUACAAUAAUAAUGUAUACGAUCUGUUAGAUGAAGAUGAUAUUAGAUCAAAAGCACUACAAAGCAAAAUAGUUAGAGAAGAUGGCAAUAAAAAUAUGUAUGUACACGCAGUCACAGAAAUUGAAGUAAAGAGUGCAGAAGAUGCUUUUGAAAUAUUUCAACGUGGACAACGAAAAAGACGAGUCGCACACACAGCAUUGAAUGCAGAAUCGAGUAGAUCACAUAGUGUUUUUACUAUUCGACUUGUACAGGCGCCCUUAGAUUACGAAGGCGAGCAUGUGGUGCAAGAUAAGCGAGUGGUGUGCAUAAGUCAAUUAUCUUUGGUUGAUUUAGCUGGUAGUGAGAGAACGAAUCGCACUAAAAAUACCGGCCAACGUUUGCGUGAAGCAGGCAAUAUCAAUAAUUCUCUGAUGACUCUCCGUUCGUGCCUGGAAAUUCUGCGGGAAAAUCAGACCCAAGGUACAAAUAAGAUGGUGCCUUAUCGGGAUUCCAAACUCACUCACUUGUUCAAAAAUUAUUUCGACGGCGAGGGGCAAGUCAGAAUGAUCGUUUGUGUAAACCCAAGGGCAGACGAUUAUGAUGAAACGAUUCAAGUUAUGAAAUUUGCGGAAAUGACUCAAGAAGUGCAAACCAUGAGGCCUACUGCUCCAAAAUUGGAACUUGGUUUUACUCCUGGAAGGAGGCAAGCGAAUAAGAUAUUUAAGGAAGCAAAAAGUAGAUUGGAGAAAGAAGGUCGAGCAGAAGCUGCUGACCUAGACGUUGAUCUAGGUUUAGUAUAUAGUUUAGGUGGACCAUUUCCUGAAUUGGAAACUAUUAAUCCAGAUAAUGAUCAAAUAAUACUCUCUUUGAUACGAUUUCUGGAGCAACGUAUUAAUAAGCGUAAUAUACUUCGUGCAGAUUUAACAAGAAAACAAAACGAAUUUAGAAAAAUGUUAGUGACAGUAGAACAAGAGAAUAUGAACUUAAAGGUCGAAGCCGCCGCACUGAAAGCUGCAAAUUCACAGCAGAAAAGAAAGAUAGCUGCGUUAGAAGGACAUCUUUGUAAGACAGAAACGCAAAUCGACACUUUAUUGUGUAAAUUAAACAGUGCUAAUGAUACCAUACGAAGUUUACAGCAAGAGGUAAAAGAACGUGACUUGGCAUUGAAUCAACGUUUGAUAGAUAAGCAAAGAGUGAAACUGAAAUAUAACACUAAAAUACAAGCUGAAACAGAUAAAAUGAACAAAGAAUUAGAAAUGAAACUGCGUCAACAGCGUGAACGUCUUCAAAAUCAAAUGAAAGAGAAGGAAGAUAAAUUACGAUUGGUGAAGCAAAUCUUAGUGAACGACGAUGAUAUCGAUCCUGCAAUGAUAAUCAUACAAAAGGAACAAAUCCCAGAAUCGACAAUGAAAGUCUUUUCUGAUACAGAGACUCGAACGUCACGAAAGGACAACAUACCCGUUUCAAAUCCGCGCUACAGACGAUCACGAAGUGCAGAUAGGUGGAUUGAUCAUCGACCUAGAGCCCUUGUGCCGCUCGGUACUGUGUUACAACCAUUGAUGCAAAGAAGACGAAGCGUAACGCGACUUACUUCACCGAAAGAAAUUACAGACGGUGCAUCCAGAUAUUGUCUUGUCGCACAAGAGCAAGAUACAGACGGAGAACUUGAAACAAAAUUAUAUAAGGGUGAUAUAUUGCCAACAAGCGGUGGUGGAGCACAAGUAGUAUUCAACGAUAUGGAAUGUUUAAAACAAACAUCGCCAAAGGCAAGGAAACGAAGUGGACCUCGAGAAGAGGUAAAUCAAGUAGUUGUUCCUAUGGAAAUUAACCCGAAAAAACCGCGCAUAACACCUUUAGUAUAAAACCUGUAAUAACUUACGUGUAAAGAAAUAAAAUAUUUCAUACGAUUUAUAUUGCACUUUUUGUAAAAGGUGUGAGGCUUAUAGUAUUUUAAUACAUAUUUUUAUCCAUAAUGUUCUCGGAUCAUUUUUAAUAUCGAAAAUGCAUAUCGUGUUUAUUGCGAUAAUUUUGAUACGUUUUUGUACAUGAUAUAUGUUUGUGUGUAUGUAUAUAUACGUAAGAGUUAAAAUAAAUGGAAUUUUUAUGUG
Messenger RNA from Harpegnathos saltator (Jerdon's jumping ant), 2930 nucleotides. RefSeq names its product kinesin-like protein KIF23. The coding region runs from base 150 to 2684 and encodes 844 amino acids. Gene Ontology annotation, cellular component: spindle microtubule; nucleus; mitotic spindle. Lineage: Eukaryota; Metazoa; Arthropoda; Insecta; Hymenoptera; Formicidae. The record is from RefSeq and is a predicted model, not a curated record. Gene Ontology annotation, biological process: spindle elongation; microtubule-based movement; mitotic spindle assembly. Gene Ontology annotation, molecular function: plus-end-directed microtubule motor activity; ATP binding; microtubule binding. The transcript has 15 exons.